UGCCAUAGGCGGGGUUUAGGCCAAAAUCUUUGUAGGAGCAGCGCCUAUUGCUGUAGUCUUCACCGUCACGGCCGGCGCUUCUUCUUGGAUUCAUUCAUUCGUCUUUUUCAUUCGCGAAGGUAGUGAGGCCCGGUUGAAAGCCAUGGAGACAGCUCUGCCUGCAGCGGGCUUCCUGUACUGGGUGGGCGCGAGCACCGUGGCCUACCUGGCUCUGCGCAUCUCGUGCUGGUUCUUCACGGCCCUUCGGGUCUGGGGUUUGGGUCACGAGGCGGGGGUCGGCCCGUGGCUCGGUGAAUGGGCAGUUGUCACAGGUGGUACUGAUGGAAUUGGAAAAUCAUAUGCAGAAGAGUUAGCAAAGCGUGGCAUGAAGAUUGUCCUUAUCAGCAGAUCCCAGGACAAACUGGACCAGGUUUCCAGUGAAAUAAGUGAAAAAUUCAAAGUGGAAACAAAGACCAUUGCUGUUGACUUUACAUCAGAAGAUAUUUAUGAUAAAAUUAAAGCAAGCUUGGCAGGUCUUAAUAUUGGUGUUUUAGUGAACAAUGUGGGAAUGUCAUACGAAUAUCCAGAAUACUUUUUGGACAUUCCUGACUUGGACAAUACCAUCAAGAAACUGAUAACGGUCAAUGCUCUUUCUGUUUGUAAGAUGACACGGUUGGUACUGCCUGGCAUGGUAGAAAGAUCUAAAGGGGCAAUUCUGAACAUCUCCUCUGCCAGUGGCAUGUACCCAGUUCCACUGCUGACCAUCUACUCUGCAACCAAGGCUUUUGUAGAUUUCUUCUCUCAGUGCCUCCAUGAGGAAUAUAAGAGCAAGGGCAUCAUUGUGCAGAGUGUCCUGCCCUACUAUGUCGCCACAAAACUGGCUAAAAUUAAAAGGCCAACUUGGGACAAGCCCUCUCCAGAGACGUUUGUGAAGUCUGCAAUGAAAACCAUCGGCGUGCAAUCUCGAACCAACGGAUACCCGAUCCAUUCUCUUAUGGCCUCAGUAAGCGCAAGCCUGCCUUCCUGGCUGUAUUUCAAAAUCACCAUGUAUUCAGGCAACUCCAUACGGGUUCGCUAUCUGAAGAAAAUGAAGAAGAACUAAGCAUUGAUAACUGCAUUGAGUAACUUGGCCAGAUGCUGCAGCCUAGGCAUGUUCACAGCAAGGCACGCACCAUCUCCAAAUCUUCGGUUGUCAUGUUAACAGUUACUGAUAAAGUUAAAUGUUGUCAUAAUUGGAAGGAAAGCAGAAGUUGCUCUCGGGAGUUCCUGACAUGUAUUCUGGAUGCUACUAAGAGCAAUUCGAAAUUUAACAUUAAAAGCUCAUAUAAAAUGGCUAUAAAACUUACAUUAGCAAGACCUGCUUAACAGGAAGGAACAUGAUGACAGCAAAUCACAGAACGAGAGUGUCAGACAUAAGGCUUCAGAGCUUCAUCUGGUCCACCUGCCAGUGAUAGCUAUCCUUGUAUUUUCUCUGAAACAUACUCUAAAAAAUAAUAACCUGCUACCCCCCCUUUUUUAAAUUUUUUAAGAGAUUUUUUAUUUUUUUGCUUUUAAUACUUUGAAGGAGUGGAGAUUAAUUUAUUCACUCAUGGUAGGACACACUGCAAUUUGCAUAGCUCUCUGUUAAGGUUUUCUAAAAGUAUGUCUCAGAUCACACAUUUAUAUGGAACUUGUCUUUCUCAAGGGGUAGCUGAUGACGUAAACAUGAUGAAAUAUGAAGUUAUUUUUGACUCAUGAAGCCCACUGAAAUAUGCUUUCCUCUCAUACAUAUUUCUUCUCAGUUUAAAUGUAUGCUUUAUGGUGUGGUUUAUAAAGGUAAACAGGCUAAAAUGUACACUGAGAGGCCAAAAUGUACAUCCAGUGCCACCCAGGAAGGUGGCUUCUUUGGACCCCCGCUUCUUUGCUUUUGCAUUGUACCAGUAGUGCUCACAUGUGUGACAAUAGGCUACUCCUCAAACAAUAAUGACAUUAGAGAAGCUGCAUUACAAUUUUAAAUUGGUACCCUAUAUAGCUAACUUUAAUAAAAGAUGAAUAUAACCAUG
Phacochoerus africanus (Common warthog) is the source of this 2021-nucleotide messenger RNA. RefSeq names its product hydroxysteroid 17-beta dehydrogenase 12 (gene HSD17B12). The transcript is spliced from 11 exons. The record is from RefSeq and is a predicted model, not a curated record. Gene Ontology annotation, molecular function: oxidoreductase activity. Bases 143 to 1081 code for a protein of 312 amino acids. NCBI's taxonomy places the organism in Eukaryota, Metazoa, Chordata, Mammalia, Artiodactyla, Suidae. Gene Ontology annotation, cellular component: endoplasmic reticulum.